Nestor notabilis (Kea) is the source of this 1833-nucleotide messenger RNA. Its product is annotated as potassium voltage-gated channel subfamily C member 4-like. NCBI's taxonomy places the organism in Eukaryota, Metazoa, Chordata, Aves, Psittaciformes, Psittacidae. Gene Ontology annotation, biological process: protein homooligomerization; potassium ion transmembrane transport. Gene Ontology annotation, cellular component: axon; voltage-gated potassium channel complex; neuronal cell body membrane. Gene Ontology annotation, molecular function: delayed rectifier potassium channel activity; protein binding. The record is from RefSeq and is a predicted model, not a curated record.
AUGAUCAGCUCGGUGUGUGUCUCCUCCUACCGUGGACGCAAGUCUGGGAACAAACCACCCUCCAAAACAUGCCUGAAGGAAGAGAUGGGCAAAGGGGAAGAGUCGGACAAGAUCACCAUCAAUGUAGGGGGCACCCGGCAUGAGACCUACAAAAGCACCCUACGGACUUUGCCGGGCACCCGCCUGGCCUGGUUGGCUGACCCCGAUGCCCAGAGCAACUUUGACUUUGAUGGGAAAAGCAAUGAGUUCUUCUUCGACCGUCACCCUGGGAUCUUCUCCUACGUGCUCAACUACUACCGCACCGGGAAGCUGCACUGCCCCGCGGACAUCUGCGGACCCCUCUUCGAGGAGGAGCUGACCUACUGGGGCAUCGAUGAGACAGAUGUGGAGCCGUGCUGCUGGAUGACCUACCGCCAGCACCGCGAUGCUGAAGAGGAAGAGGCCCUGGACAUCUUCGAGAGUCCCGAACCUGGUGGAGGGGCUGGUGGAGAGGAGCCUGAAGAGGAAGGGGGUAGGGAGAUGGCCCUGCAACGCCUGGGCAUGGAUGACAGGCCACCAGGCGCGGCGGGGGCUGCCGGGGGGGGUGGGCGCUGUCGGGCAUGGUUUUUUUUUCUCUUUGAGGAUCCCUACUCGUCCAAAGCGGCAAGGGUAGUUGCUUUUGCCUCGCUUUUCUUCAUCCUGGUCUCCAUCACAACCUUCUGCCUGGAGACGCAUGAGGCCUUCAACAUCGACGUCAACGUGACUGAGACCCUCGUGGUUGGUAACACCACGACCAUCCUGCUGACGCAUAAAGUGGAGACGGAGCCCAUCCUCACCUACAUCGAAGGGGUCUGUGUCCUGUGGUUCACCCUCGAGUUCCUGGUUCGCAUCAUCUGCUGUCCAGAUAAGCUUCUCUUCGUUAAAAACCUGCUCAACAUCAUUGACUUUGUGGCCAUCUUGCCCUUCUACCUGGAGGUUGGUCUCAGUGGCCUGUCCUCCAAAGCUGCCCGGGACGUACUGGGCUUCCUACGGGUGGUCCGUUUCGUCCGGAUCCUCCGGAUCUUCAAGCUGACACGACACUUUGUGGGUCUCCGGGUGCUGGGUCAUACGCUUCGGGCCAGCACCAAUGAAUUCCUGCUCCUCAUCAUCUUCCUUGCCUUGGGGGUCUUGAUUUUUGCCACAAUGAUCUACUACGCUGAGCGGAUUGGAGCCAAGACGUCUGACCCCCGUGGGAGCGACCACACUCACUUUAAGAACAUCCCCAUUGGGUUCUGGUGGGCUGUGGUGACCAUGACUACCCUGGGCUACGGCGACAUGUACCCCAAGACCUGGUCGGGCAUGGUGGUGGGGGCUCUCUGCGCGUUGGCCGGGGUGCUCACCAUCGCCAUGCCCGUGCCUGUCAUUGUCAAUAACUUUGGGAUGUACUAUUCAUUGGCCAUGGCCAAGCAGAAGCUGCCAAAGAAGAAGAAAAAGCAUAUACCCCGUCCAGCCCCACUGGACUCCCCAACCUACUGCAAGUCUGAGGAGAACUCCCCCCGGAACAGCACCCAGAGCGACACUUGCCCCUUGGCAGUAGAGGAGGGGGCAACUGAGAGGAAACGGUCAGACUCUAAGCAGAAUGGGGAGGCCAACGUGGUGCUGUCGGAUGAGGAGCAGCCGCUGUCGCCCACCGAUGAGGAGAAGCGGCCCAUGCGGCGCUCCAGCACCCGGGAUAAGAACAAGAAAUCCUCCACGUGCUUCCUGCUGGCCACAGGUGACUUCUCCUGUGCGGCGGAUGGAGGCAUCCAGAAAGAUACCUGCCAAGAUGUCCUCUCUUCCAGUUACCCCCAGGGUGAGGUGGUCACCUUCUCCUGA